This is a messenger RNA of Linderina pennispora, 2198 nucleotides long. RefSeq lists its product as uncharacterized. Bases 40 to 2079 code for a protein of 679 amino acids. NCBI's taxonomy places the organism in Eukaryota, Fungi, Kickxellomycota, Kickxellomycetes, Kickxellales, Kickxellaceae. The transcript has a single exon. The record is from RefSeq and is a predicted model, not a curated record.
CAUGCACAUAGCAACUUCCACCACUUUUAUACUUCCAACAUGAUAUACAACAGUUCCCCCACCCCUCCAUUCACCAAGGUGCCCACCCACGUCCUGUCCAAGAUAUUCAGCCACGUCUGCCUGGACUCGAAGCCCAACUAUGACAACAGGUACAGGCUCAAGUUUGCUCUCCUCUUAUCCUGGUGCUGCCGUGCCUGGAAGGACACCCUGCCUGAGAAAGCCGUGGACACCGUCACAUUCGAGCACGUCCGCACUGGCCAGUGCAACGGUGCUGGGAACCAUGGCAUCGAAUGGCGGUCCAACGUCAACGAGUUUAUCAAGCUCAAGGCUACCCUGUCGGCCAAGAAGCUCCUCAUCAUCAUGGACAGCGGAUGCGAGUGCAGGCCGACUCUCAAGGAUGUGAUGAAGCAGUUCCGCUUCGAAGUACAUGACUGGAAAAACAUCAAAUCCAUUCAUUUCGCUGGACCCGGUAUCUACGAGCCUGGUACCGACUCUCCUCCAUUCCAGCUGGGCGAGUAUGCCGAUGGCGAGCUCGACAAGUUCAAGUCAUUCCUGACCAACAUCACGUCUCUCACUCACAGCCUGUCCCGCCAUGGGCAUAUCCCUGUAGUGGUUGAGCAUAGGAUCCCACAGAGACUGUUCCCGCUCAUCAAACAACUGCACAAGCUGUACGAGGAGAACCUGCUCGGUGUACAAGUAACCUGUCCAGUUCAGCCAUCCCGCUCCCAGAGCGUUGUUCGGCCCAAAAAGCUCAUCAUCGACUACUUGUAUCUGAAGAGCAUUGGUGCGAAACGAGAAUACCCAAUCGAGGAUUUGAUGCAGCUCCAAGUUUUAUGCUUGAAUGGCCCGUUUCAGAUGAAUUACUUCAAGACAACUAGCCAGUGGACGUACAACUUCAAGAACCUCACGACCAUUACACUGAGCUUCGAGAUUACCAUGAAACGGUGCCUACGACAGCUGCCGACAGAAAUUGCCAGGGUUUAUUUCCCCAGCAUACGGAACAUUGACAUUACCAACUCGUCCAAUGUCUACGUCGAUUUCUACCAGAUAUUCCAUGGCUGCAACCUGCAGUCCUUGCGAAUGAUCGAGGAUGCCGAUGGUCUGCGUCGGGUUGACCCCCAGAUUGUCAGAAACGUCCAGUGUCUGGAUAUCCUAAUGAAGACACCUGCUGGCAUAGCUGCUCCACUACCGCGCGACAUCUUGACCCGGUUUUACUUGACUCCGUCCAGCGUCCAAGAUGCAAGACUAGUUGGAAAUGGUCUUGUAUUCUCAGGCACUACGGCAUGGAUCAAUCUACUGGUUCUGGAAAUCGAUUUGGCAAUGUCUGACAUGUGUCACCUGGCAAGUAUGAUUGUCCAACUUCCGUGUCUAUGGCGCCUACGGCUCCUUUGCAUAGCACUGGUAAUGUCUGGAUUAAACAAAUGCGUCUGGGAGCCUGAACCUGCUAAUCCAGACCCGUUGACGAUCCACGAAAUCGCCAAGAAUCACUCGAGCGAGAUCCUGCGCAGCAGACAGAGGAUUCAGAAGGCUGCUUCAAGGGGCCAGAAACAGCCACAGAAAGCAUCAACCAGCCAGCCGUAUAUAUCAGCUUCACCUACCAGCCACCCGCGUCCACAGGCAGCGUCAAGCAGCGCACCGAUUCGGAUUGUGCCUAGUAUUGGCGAGUCGCAGAAAUCAGCAGGCAAAAAGCGCCGUAAGGAAACAGCUCCAAGAUCAUUACUGUUUACAGAGAACCUGCGACAAAUCCAACCACGGCCUGAGGGUAUGCCACAUGUUAUGCCAGAGGUAUCCCGUAAGCCCGUUGUCAAGAGGUCACUGCCAGGCAAGGACUCGGCGAACAAGAAGCAGAAGACCAAGAUCAACUCUGAGGGAUACUUCCUGAGCGAGCGGCUGCAAGUCCUCCAAGUCAUGUCUGCCGAUGCCAGAGCGAAGCAGAUCAUUCUCGAGAUGCUCCACUAUCUCCCAAAGCUGGACAGCAUCAAGGUAGUCGACGGGUUUGGCAAUAUGGUGCGGGCUGAACUCUUUGAUAUUAACAUGGAAAGUACUAUUAGUGUUUCUGAGUUCCCGCCUCGCGAGUAGUUCUUACCUUUAUUACUUUAUCCAUCUGAAAUCUUAAACAGUAUCCAACAUAGCAUCGAUCCACUCACAGCAGGACACUGUCAAGAUAUCCACACAGCGCCCAGUGACAUUAUGACGGC